This is a messenger RNA of Trichoderma atroviride IMI 206040, 1359 nucleotides long. The record is from RefSeq and is a predicted model, not a curated record. NCBI's taxonomy places the organism in Eukaryota, Fungi, Ascomycota, Sordariomycetes, Hypocreales, Hypocreaceae.
AAAAAAAAAAAAAAAAAAAAAAAAAAAAAAAGAAAGAAAGAAAAAACAUGCUCUUUCGCUUGCUUUUCCUUUCCAGAGCAAACAGCGAGUGGGGGCCGACACCAGGCAUUCUCUCUUCUCCCCUCCCCCUGUACAUUCCUCCUCAGAAAGCAGCGUCGCAGUGGUAUACGUUCUUGGGCAUUAUGACAUAGCACUUCACGUCUAGACUCCUUUUCCGGUUUUCUGUCUAUCCUCGGCAAAGAGAGAGAAAGAGAGAAAAAAGAGCGGGCCAUGGCCGACGAUUGGGUCCGUUGGCGUGCUCGGCACCUGCAAGCUGGCCCAGAAAGGCGUGCGACGGCCAUCAAAACAGAAAAAGGGCCUCAUUUAUCUUGUUUCCCGCCAGCCCCCUAAACUACCGGUAUAGCGGGGAGGAUUAUAGCCCAGGCGGGCCUUUUCAUCAAACGGUUUUUUUCUUUCUUGUUCCCCUUCUUGCCUUGUUCCGUCGUUGAUGAAUUUUUUAUUUUAUUUUAUUUUAUUUUUUAAGCUAGGGAAAUCUCUAUCGCUUUUUGCAUCGCAUCGCAUCGCAUCGCAUAACAUCGUAUCGCCAUCGUGGUUUAGCGUAGCCAGCACCCGCAGUAAACAGGGAUCCAAGUACUCCUACUAGUGGUAUGCAUGAAAAUGGUACAAGUAAAAGACCUCCAUAGACACAAGAGACGGAUAAGGCACCUCGCUCAAAGGGGUUCUUACAAGACAUCCACGUCAACAACCAUCAGGCAGAAAAGAAGCAAAAAUGAAAAACCAAGACAGUGGAAAAGUGCUGCAGUGUAAUGAGCCCGAGCAGCAAUUACUCAAAUCGGCCCCCAAACGCCGCCAUAUCGGGAGGGGGAGCCCACAGCAGAGCGACAAAGAAGAAAACCAAGCAAAAAGUGAGGGUCCCAAGACUGUUUUUUACGUAUACCCCCGCCGAAAAGGGGUGUCAACGCAGUAAAGCCCGAAGCUGUUCGGACGCAUGUCCCGAAGCCUUGCGCUCAGCCCUUGACAGAUCCGCUGCCGAAGGUGGGGGCGCACUGGCAGGGGGCCGCACGUGAUUGGCCGCGGCGGAGCGCACGGGGCAACGGCGUCGAGAUUCCCGGUCUUCCUUGCAAGAGAGAAAAAAAAACAGCUUCGAGGUACCUCUGCGAUACUGGCGCCUAGGGCCCAAUGCAGCUAGAGUGUCUCAGUACCGUUCAGGUAGAGUGUCUCAGUACCGUUCAGGUAGAGCGAGCAUGGGGCAUGGACGAUGACCGCGAUUCGAACCCCAGAGAUCUGCCUAGUGCCACCACCACCACCGCCUCCCACUACUGUAGCUAAGCUGUAUAAGCCACCUCUCCUCUUUUCAUC